Messenger RNA from Danaus chrysippus (African queen), 5079 nucleotides. The record is from the annotation of a GenBank genome assembly. NCBI's taxonomy places the organism in Eukaryota, Metazoa, Arthropoda, Insecta, Lepidoptera, Nymphalidae.
AUGAUGGUGGAAACGCACCGCGCGCCGCCGCCCCGAUGUGCGCGGCCAGACUCCCGCGGCAAGCCCACCUCCGCUUCCGCGCCACCUUCCCUGGCCGGCAGUGGCACCCUCAUGCAUCUCCGCCGCCGACGUCACAAGACCGUGCACUUCGGAGAGAACCUCCUCAUGCAGGUCUGCGCUGACCGUGCACAUUUGACGGCCCUCGGAGCGAGAGUGCCCGAUAUAUCCUUUUGUCACAAAGCUCACACUGGAGUUAAUAAGGGUGAUCCACGUUUCUGCUGUGUCGCCCACCAUUGUUGCUUGGCAGCAGGUGCUUUUGUAGCCUUAACCUCGAAUGGGCGUCAAAAAUCAGCCAGAGAACGUAGCGCAGACUCACACUCUAGUGGCGGCGAAACCGGAGACAAAGGCGAGGGCGGUGGCGGUGCGAUAUCAAAAGAACCGAAACGGAAAACUAAACACCACCAUCACCACCACCAUCACCAUCAUCAUAAGAUACACAAUUGUCCUUAUCAUGAUGUCAGACCUCCCCCCGAAGAUGAACCUGAAGAGAAAACGAUAGUUCCAAAGAAAACUGUAUCUCCGUAUCUCUAUAUUCCUAGUAAACUGGAACCAAAUGUCCAGCAGCUUUUCAGUUUUAUAGAAAGUGUACUAAGUGCAUGGGCUGCUGAAGAAGGUCUCACAAGUACUGGAGAAUACUCAGAGCCUGAUGAACGCAUAGUCCGUAGACGCAAAUUAAAUAAGUAUAAGAAACGCACAGAUGUACUAAAUAUUCGUCGUAUCGUGUAUGAAGUAUCAAUACUUCAAGGAGCCAAGCUACUUGGAAAUGUUAGGUUUCGACAUUAUCAUUGGAAGGGGACUGCUCAAACUUGUAAUGAAGCUUUCUUGAGAAAGAUAUCAGAUGAUGAUCGCAUGUCUUUGACGACGGCUGUAUCUGAUGAAGAGGAUCCUGGUGAGAGCGCAAUGAACUCUCCUUACAAGGGAAAGCAGACGGGAGCCGCUGCUGCCUCCUUUAACUGCACUGGGGCUGUGAGAAAGGCUGGAUUCUUAAGUGUGAAGAAAUGGUUGCUGCGUAAAAAGCAUCAGAUUGAAUUGGCUCGAAAACGAGGAUGGAAAGGUUAUUGGGUGUGUUUGAAAGGGACUACGCUAUUAUUCUAUCCUUGCGAUUCAAGAGAGGGGCGCUCUGUAGAAGCUGCGCCUAAACACCUCAUAAUAGUCGAUGGUGCCAUCAUGCAACCUAUACCAGAACACCCCAAACGAGAUUAUAUAUUCUGCUUGAGUACGGCUUUUGGUGACGCCUAUCUAUUUCAGGCUCCGUGUCAGGUGGAGCUUGAAAACUGGGUAAACAGCAUACAUAGUGCAUGCGCAGCAGCUUUCGCACGUCAUCGGGGUAAGACGGGGACGCUUCAUUUACUGCAGGAGGAAAUUUAUCGAUUGGAAAAAGCUAUAGAAACGGAUCACAAACUCAAACACAUGGCGGAUCUUCAGCAGUCGGUCGUGUCAGAUCCGGAAACAAGAGCUCAAUUGGCUGUUCAAAUGCUGCAAUGGGAGGAAAACCUUGAGAGAUUGCACUGCGAACAAUUCAGACUCCGGUGUUAUAUGGCGAGCUUACAGAGCGGUGAACUACCUAAUCCUAAGUCGCUGCUAACGCACGUAUCUCGAGGCACCAAGACAACUUUGAACAAGCUGGGUGUGUUUACGGUGUCUUCAUUCCACGCGUUCAUCUGUGCUCGUUCUCCAUCAUUACUCAAUAACUUACUGGCUGGCCGUGGCGCCACCAAGCGACGAGCUCCAAACCUGUCCAGAUCAAAUUCUGGAUCUAGCCGACGUUCUAUGCAGAUGUCUCGUGAGGAAGGUGAAGCGGCGGUCAGGGUAUCAUUACCCGAGGGUACCACCGCUACUGUGGGCGUCAGGGAGGGUAUGUCUGUGGAGGAGUUCCUUGCAGCCGCCUGCGCUAGACGAUCACUCAACCCAUUAGAGCACUUCGUCAGAGUUAAGAAACGACGGGAUAUGGAAGAUCAUAAUUAUUUUGUACCGCAUAGGAGCGACCUCAUCGAGACAUAUCUCCAUACACAUGAAGUCGUGGAAGUAUGUGCGAAGAUUCUGUAUCAAGUAGAGCUGCAACGGAAUACCCUGGAACAAAUGUGGGGCUUCAGUGUUGAGGCUGAACUCAUAGAAAACGCGGAACGCCAAGACGAACUCUGCUGUUACGUCAGCCGAGUUGAGGACAAAAGCGUUGCUAUGCAAAAUGGUAUAAUUAAAGGCGACGAAAUAAUGGUGAUUAACGGGGCGAUCGUAUCUGACCUAGAUAUGAUGUAUUUGGAAAGCGUAUUGCAAGAGGAACUCUCGCUAGUUAUGAUGAUGAGGUCAUCUAGAACGGAGCCGCCAGAACUAAGCGGAGUAAUGCGAGCUGCUACAGACGACAUAAUCGAUUCCUUGGUGUGUCCGCCGCCUCCCAGCGAGCCUCCAGUCAUCUCCGAUGACAUGAUAUCAGGACUCAUCGUACCAGCUCCCGCAUGGAGCAAAGAAUUAUACAGUCCGGAGACAGAAGUUCAUGGAGAAGCAACUAGUACGGGCCCACCGAAAGUAAGCUCUCGUACUAAUUCCUUCGAGAUCGAGAACCUACUCAAGAAGUGUGGACGUGUCCGUGUGCGGCAGAGCGCGGAGCAAGUGACGGGGUGGUGUCGUUCCCCUGCUGACACCCGCCGUGGAAGUCCCACGGGCAGCACCAGCGCCGCUGUCACACCAUCAAGGCACCUGUCGGACGCUGACAAGCUGAGGAAGGUGCUUAUGGAGCUUGUGGACACUGAACGAGCUUACGUCAAGCAUUUAAACAAUCUAUUGGAAAAUUACCUUGAACCGUUGAAGAAGGAAACUUUUCUAUCAAACGCUGAAAUCAACGCUCUGUUCGGAAAUAUUCAAGAGAUAGUAACUUUCCAAAGACAAUUCCUGCAAAACUUGGAGGAGGCGCUCGAGGCCGAACCGAACUUUAAUCAUUUCGAGUUUUCAAAUCAGUUUAAGAACGUUCUGUUCGCUGUUGGAAAUGCCUUCCUCUAUUACGUCAACCAUUUCAAGUUAUACAGUUCCUUCUGCGCCAGUCACAGUAAGGCACAGAAAGUUUUACAUCCAAAUGAAGGAAAUCAAGCGUUACAAGAAUUUUUGUCAGCUCGUAAUCCAAAGCAGCAACACUCUUCAACGUUAGAGUCGUAUUUAAUUAAACCAAUUCAGCGAAUCCUAAAAUAUCCAUUGCUUCUACAACAAUUGCGAAACUUAACUGACGUAAAUUCAGAGGAACAUCUUCAUUUAGUAGAGGCUUUGAAGGGAAUGGAAAAAGUGGCGGAACACAUAAAUGAAAUGCAACGAAUCCACGAGGAGUACGGUGCUAUAUUUGAUCAUUUGUUUAGACAACACCAGAAAUCAUGCAAACAACCGAUCGACCUGAGUCCUGGAGAUCUGUUGUACUAUGGCGGAGUAGAAUGGUUGAAUAUAUCAGACUUUUUAGGUAAAAUAAAGAAGGGUUUGGAGUUGCACGCUAUGUGUUUUGUAUUUAAAUCAGCCGUUGUCUUCCUUUGCAAAGAAAGACUGAGACAAAAGAAAAAGUUAAUGGGUGUAUCCACAAAAAAUAAUUCGAAUGAAGUGGAAAUAAUACGUUAUCAAGUACUUAUACCGGUGACGGAGGUCCAGGUUCGAGCGUCUUCAGCUAAAGACAUGGAUAGCCACUUCCUUUGGGAACUCAUACACCUGAGGAGUCAACUGCAGCGGCGCUCCGAGAAAGUAUACGUUCUGUCUAACAGUACGGCGGACUUCCGUAACGCAUUCCUCAAGACGAUCAGACAGAUCAUUCGGGAGUCGGUACGCAACAUGUCCCUCCCGAGUUCAAGGCCUGCGCCUGCGCCACCUCGGGCGCCCAACACACUCGACCGACCGAAACAUCAGGUCCAGGUAAUGCAGGGAUCGCAAACUCUUGGCAAAACAAAGAAACCUAAAACGUCCGGCCAGAGAUUGUCUGCCGGCAAUAUAGAGGUUGGUGAUUUAUCUCGUGAAAAUUCACAAGACGCAGAAGAACCUCCCCAAGUUUCGGAACUGUCGUCUGAUGAAACUACAUUCAGACACAGAAGCAAGACUGUGGGGGACGCAGCAGGUAAACCAUACCACAGCAUCGUGAAACGUCCUGUUCCUUCCGCUGCUACGACCACUGACACAGACAAGUCUGAAGGGGGUUCCAAGUCGGAGGGUGAGGACGAGCCGCCACCGCCACCCGCUAAGCGAGGGUUAGGACGCACUCCCAACCAUCUAACCCUCAGCACGACUUCAACACUAAGCGCUGGUAGCACGGGUAGCCAGGCUAGACUUAUUCAAUCGUCUCACCAACCAACACAAUACCAGCCCACAAUGAUCAAAGAACUAGGUAAGCAAGGAUCACAGUCACUGAAAUCAUCUCCAGAAAGGAAGUCUUCCUCGGCCUCUGAUAAAAAGAUUAAAGUCGUACGAUCGGGCAGUGGCAGCAACAUCAAUAGGGACAGGUCACCAAGCAGACCAAUAGAACAUAUCUCCCCAGACAGAGAUUGCGUGACCAAAGUUAUAAUUUGCAAAUCCCCAAAUAAAUCUAGCUUGAAACAGAGCAAAACUCUCCAUCGUUCCCCGAGAGGUAGUUUUGAUUACUCGAGAUCCCCACGUGAAUCUAUUGAUAAGACUCGUUCACCGCAACAGAGUUUCGAUGGCUCUAGGUCACCACGCGGUAGCAUCAUGAAGUCUAGGGAAAGCAGUCUAGAUAGGGCAAGGUCGCCUAAACCUGCUCCGAAAAAAGGCAUAAUGCGAACCCCACAAGCCAGUUUCGAUAGAUCACCUUCUAAGUCUCCAAAUACUAGUCGGCGUUCCUCAAAGUCUAGUGAGAAAUUAGCAAAACUGGGUACUAAUUCAUUAGAUAGGAUGACCCACUAUUCGCAACUAGCCAAGGCUGAGGAUAAAGCCAUUAAAAUGGGAAUCGUUGUAUCAAAAUCUACCGAGUCAAUCGCCAAGGCUAUCGAGCAUCCCACGUGCGUGGAAUGUUACCUCUCAGGGAAGCGAACUAAAACCUCUUAG